UUUGCAAGUGGUUCGGGACGUCAUGUGGGUUGAGGGACGCAUGCGAGAGCUCCGCAGUCCAAGUAAAAGGUGCGUUGCGGCUUAUUGGAUGUAGCUUGGGAUGUAUGUCACUCGCGUGAGACGGGUUCCUAUUUAGGAGCUCGAAGGACCCUGGGUAGUUUCUCGAGCGAUGACUUGUUGAUUCCCGCAUUCUCCAGCUGGUUUUCUUUUCUGUGCUGUACUGCUAGAGGUGACAGUUGUCAAUCGAUUUCACAAUGUCGAACGGAAUCCUUAGAACGUCUGGCUCCAGCAUCGUCGAUGCCGAUGGAAACUCCGUUCUCCUACGCGGUACGGCUCUCGGCGGCUGGAUGCUGAUGGAGAACUUCAUGAACGGGUUCCCCGGCCGCGAGCACCAGAUCCGUGCCGCGCUGCUCAAGGUUUUGGGCAAGGAGAAGUGCGACUUCUUCUUCGACCGGUUCCUCGAGUACUUCUUCACCGAAAAGGACGCCGAGUUCCUCGCCUCCAUCGGCUUCAACUGCGUCCGCCUGUCGUUCAACUACCACCACUUCGAGGACGACAUGAACCCCUUCGUCAUCAAGGAGGAGGGUUUCAAGCAUCUCGACCGUGCUAUUGAGAUUUGCGCCAAGUACGGAAUCUACACCAUCCUUGACCUUCACUCGGCUCCCGGUGGACAGAACCAAGACUGGCACUCGGACAACCCGACCGGCUACGCCGCCUUCUGGGACCACAAGCACUUCCAAGACAGAGUCAUCAACCUGUGGCAGGUGAUCGCCAAGCGCUACGCGGGCAACCCGUGGAUCGCGGGCUACAACCCGCUCAACGAGCCGGCCGACGUCGAGUGGACGCGCCUCCUCUCCUUCUACGACCGCAUCGUGCCCGCCAUCCGCGAGGCGGACCCGGAGCACAUUCUCUGGCUCGAGGGCAACACCUUCAGCAUGGACUUCUCGGGCUUCACAAAGGUGUUUGACAACUCCGUCUACGCGGUGCACGACUACUGCGGCUUCGGCUUCCCCAACCGCAUCGGCAGAUACCAGGGCCUGAAGGAGCAGGAUUCCUACAUCCGGCAGAUGUACGACCGCAAGGUUGCCUUUAUGAAGGAGCACAACGUGCCGAUCUGGAACGGCGAGUUCGGACCCAUCUACGAGCGCGAAGAGUAUAACCCCGACUGGGAGGAGCACAACGAAGAGCGGUACAAGAUGCUGGACAAGCAAAUGGCCAUCUACACAGACGAGGGCAUCGCAUGGAGUAUCUGGGCCUACAAGGACGUCAACGUCAUGGGCAUGACAUACCUCUCCCCGGACUCGGCCUGGCUCAAGCUCCUCGGCCCCAUGAUCCGCAAGAAGCGCGACCUCGCCGUGGACAGCUGGGCGUACGACGACGCCCACCUCCAGCCCAACCUUUUCGGGCCCCUGCACAAGUGGUUCGAGGACAACGUGCCGGCCGAGUACUCCAAGAAGUACCCCUGGCAGUGGCGCAUGCACAUGCACGUGUUCCGCGGGAUCCGCGGCAUCACCAUGGCCGAGUACAUGAUCCCCGAGUGGGCCGACUGCUUCCGCGGCAAGACGCUCGCGGAGCUCGACGAGCUGGCCGCCAGCUGGAAGUUCGAGAACUGCGUGCGGCGCGGGAGGCUGAACGAGCUGCUGAGCCUGUACGCGCCCAUGCGGCCCGGGGACGAGAGGCUGGAGGGCAAGGUGAUCCCGUCCGAGGCCGAGAGGGAGGGGGGCGCCGGGCCCAAGGAGACGGUCUCUGGCGUCGGGGUGUUCGAGCUGGCGCCGGACGAGAAGAAGAGGAAGACGCUUGCACAGGCCGGCGGGACGCCUGUCGCUGUUGCUUCGUAAAGCGUGGUUGUUGUUUUUCUCUUCCUUUUUUCUGUUCUUUCGGGAGACGAGGCAUUUUGUGUGCUGCAUACAAUCGGCGUUAUUGUUACUCGGGGGGACUCUUGUAGACUUGCUUGAAUCAAGGUUAUUAUCAACUUUCCCAGACAGUGUCACUAUAUCAUAUCCUCUUCUUCACUUUUGAGAAAUCUUAGAGCCGUAAGCGGCUUUGAGAUCUGAUGAAAUGAUCCACGACAAAUGUUUUGUUUUGCGACCCCUC
Colletotrichum destructivum is the source of this 2094-nucleotide messenger RNA. Its product is annotated as Putative glycoside hydrolase, family 5, glycoside hydrolase superfamily. Gene Ontology annotation, biological process: glucan catabolic process. The transcript is spliced from 5 exons. The record is from RefSeq and is a predicted model, not a curated record. Lineage: Eukaryota; Fungi; Ascomycota; Sordariomycetes; Glomerellales; Glomerellaceae. Bases 255 to 1838 code for a protein of 527 amino acids. Gene Ontology annotation, cellular component: extracellular region; cell surface. Gene Ontology annotation, molecular function: beta-glucosidase activity.